ACGUCACAGUCCUGGGCGGAGGCGGGCGUGCGGCGGAGCUGCGUCCCCUCAGAGGGGCGCUGGCGCGGAGCUGAACUGCCCGGUAUCCGCGCGAGCACCCAGCCCGCCUCGGCCGGGAGGGCGGCGCGGCACGGACGGCGGGGCGAUGAGCGGCGCCCGGGGUGAGGGCCCGGAGGCCGGUGCCGACGGGGCUGGGGGCCGCGCGGCGCCUGAGAACCCCGGGGGCGUGCUGAGCGUGGAGCUGCCAGGGCUGCUGGCGCAGCUGGCGCGGAGUUUCGCGCUGCUGCUGCCCGUGUACGCGCUGGGCUACCUGGGGCUCAGCUUCAGCUGGGUGCUGCUGGCGCUCGCGCUGCUCGCCUGGUGCCGCCGCAGCCGCGGCCUCAAGGCCCUGCGCCUGUGCCGCGCGCUGGCGCUGCUGGAGGACGAGGAGCGCGUCGUACGCCUGGGGGUGCGCGCCUGCGACCUGCCCGCCUGGGUUCAUUUUCCAGACACUGAAAGAGCAGAAUGGCUAAAUAAGACUGUAAAACACAUGUGGCCUUUCAUUUGCCAAUUUAUAGAGAAGUUGUUUCGAGAAACUAUAGAACCAGCCGUGCGGGGAGCAAACACCCACCUUAGCACCUUUAGUUUCACGAAGAUCGACAUGGGCCAGCAGCCCCUCAGGAUCAAUGGUGUUAAGGUAUAUACUGAAAAUGUAGACAAGAGACAAAUUAUUUUGGACCUUCAGAUUAGUUUUGUAGGAAAUUGUGAGAUUGAUUUGGAGAUCAAACGCUAUUUUUGUAGAGCUGGUGUGAAAAGUAUUCAGAUUCACGGUACCAUGCGGGUGAUUCUGGAACCACUGAUUGGAGAUAUGCCUUUAGUUGGAGCUUUGUCUCUCUUCUUCCUUAGGAAACCACUUUUAGAAAUUAACUGGACAGGACUGACGAAUCUUCUGGAUAUCCCUGGAUUGAAUGGUUUAUCAGAUACUAUCAUUUCGGAUAUAAUAUCAAAUUAUCUGGUGCUCCCCAAUCGAAUCACCGUUCCACUUGUCAGUGAAGUUCAGAUAGCUCAGUUGCGGUUUCCUGUACCAAAGGGUGUUCUAAGGAUACAUUUUAUUGAAGCUCAGGAUCUUCAGGGGAAAGACACUUACCUUAAGGGACUUGUCAGGGGAAAGUCGGACCCCUACGGAAUCAUUAGAGUUGGCAACCAAAUCUUCCAAAGCAAAGUCAUCAAAGAGAACCUCAGUCCAAAGUGGAAUGAAGUAUAUGAGGCUUUAGUGUAUGAGCAUCCUGGACAGGAAUUAGAGAUUGAGCUCUUUGAUGAAGACCCAGACAAGGAUGACUUUUUAGGAAGUCUUAUGAUUGAUCUUAUUGAAGUUGAAAAGGAACGCCUUUUAGAUGAAUGGUUCACUCUGGACGAGGUUCCCAAGGGGAAGCUGCACUUGAGACUGGAGUGGCUCACGCUGAUGCCAAAUGCAUCCAACCUCGAUAAGGUGCUAACCGACAUCAAAGCUGACAAAGACCAAGCCAAUGAUGGUCUUUCUUCUGCAUUGCUGAUCUUGUACUUGGAUUCAGCAAGGAACCUUCCGAGUAACCCAUUAGAAUUUAACCCCGAUGUCUUGAAGAAGACUGCAGUUCAGAGAGCUUUAAAGUCGGGGAAGAAAAUAAGCAGCAACCCAAAUCCUCUUGUCCAGAUGUCAGUUGGGCACAAGGCCCAGGAAAGCAAGAUUCGAUACAAAACCAAUGAACCUGUGUGGGAAGAAAACUUCACUUUCUUCAUUCACAAUCCCAAGCGCCAGGACCUUGACGUUGAGGUCAGAGACGAGCAGCACCAGUGUUUGCUGGGGAACAUGAAGAUCCCCCUCAGCCAGCUGCUCACCAGUGAGGACAUGACACUGAAUCAGCGCUUCCAGCUCAGCAACUCGGGUCCAAACAGCACUAUCAAGAUGAAGAUUGCCCUCUGGGUGCUCCAUCUCGAAAAGCGAGAGAGGCCUCCAGACCACCAGCACUCAGCUCAAGUCAAACGGCCCUCUGUGUCCAAAGAGGGGAGGAAAACAUCUGUCAGAUCUCAUAUAUCUGGGUCUCCAGGCCCUGGCAGCAGCAACACAGCUCCAUCCACACCAGUCAUUGGGGGCGGUGAUAAGCCUGGUGUGGAAGAAAAGGCCCCACCCCCUGAGGCCGGCCCUCAGGGGCUGCAGGACCUGGGUAGAAGCUCCUCCAGCCUCCUGGGCUCCCCAGGCCACAUCUCAGUCAAGGAGCCCACCCCCAGCAUCGCCUCAGACAUCUCACUGCCCAUCGCCACCCAGGAGCUGCGGCAAAGGCUGAGGCAGCUGGAAAAUGGGACAACCCUGGGACAGUCUCCACUGGGGCAGAUCCAGCUGACCAUCCGGCACAGCUCGCAGAGAAACAAGCUGAUUGUGGUUGUGCAUGCCUGCAGAAACCUCAUUGCCUUCUCUGAAGACGGCUCUGACCCCUACGUCCGCAUGUAUUUAUUACCAGACAAGAGGCGAUCAGGAAGGAGGAAAACACACGUGUCAAAGAAAACAUUAAAUCCAGUGUUUGAUCAGAGCUUCGAUUUCAGUGUUUCGUUACCGGAGGUGCAAAGGAGAACUCUCGACGUCGCCGUGAAGAAUAGUGGCGGCUUCCUGUCCAAAGACAAAGGACUCCUUGGCAAAGUAUUGGUUGCUCUGGCAUCUGAAGAACUUGCCAAAGGCUGGACCCAGUGGUAUGACCUCACGGAAGACGGGACGAGGCCUCAGGCAAUGACAUAGCUGCACCAGGCGGGAGAGAGGUGCCCUCUUCAGCGUAGCGCCUCCACCUCUACCCAGAACACACCCUCUCACAGACAUACCAAUGUUAUUUUUAUAAUUUCAUGUAUUUAGUUAUACAUACCUUAAUAGUUUUAUAAAAUUGUUGACAUUUUAGGCAAAUUUGGCCAAUAUUAUCAUUAAAUUUUAUAUGUUGGAUUUCCUCUAGGAUUUCACCAGUUCCUACAAUGUGCAAUAGGAUGAUGUUAGCUCUUGUGUCUGUGGACUCUGCCCAGCUGUGUCAGUAGGAGGCGGAUGUGUCUGUGCUUUAUUAUGGCCUUGUUUAUAUAUCACUCAGUAUACUAUGCCAUGUAAAUAGACUCUAUUUUUUAUAAUCUUUACAUGCUGGUUUAAAUGCAGAAGAAAAUAGAUCAAGGAAAUAUAUAUUUUCUUCUAAAACUUAAUAAAUUCUUGUGACAAAUAAUCAUUUUCCUCUUUGCAGCAAAAAGUUCUCAGUGACCUAUUUUGUGGCAUUUCUUUUUAAAAAGAAAAGCUGAAAGAUGAAAUGUUAGUAUGUUUCUGCCCAUUAUGAAUGAUGAAAUAAAGUAUUCAAAAUAUUAACAUUUUCAUAAAUAUAAGGAUGUAUUAUUGAGAAGUAAGUUGAAGGGCUUAUAAGGAAAAAUAUUUUAUAACUGAGUAAUAUAAGAUAUUCAGAGAAUUGUCAUGGUUCAUAAAUUAUAUUGUACUAAUCUGAAAUUUCUUACAUAAAAAUGAAAUGUCUUGUUUAUUUUAAUUGCUGUUAUAACUUACUUAUGAAACAGUAUACAGACACCUUGUUCUUUUCCUAAAAUAUAAGAACAGACUUUCAAUGUUAGCAAUUAAGCUACUGCCACAUAGUCAUGAGCUUUGUUAAUUUUUAGUGUCUUCCCAGCCUAUAAAAAAAAGAAAGUGCACGUUGUCCUUUUAAAGGUUGUGAGGUAGAUUGGGAUGCGUAGCUAGGAAAUUGCAUUAGAAAUCGAAAGCUCUAUCUCUCAUUAUUGUCAGGAACACCUAGUGUGACGUCACACAUAGGAUAUGGGAAAUGUGAGCCAAUGUGCACCGGCCACCGCCAGGGUUCGGGGCACCACAGCUGCGAGCACAGCCCUUGCUGCUCUCGACAGCCACUUCCUAGCUGCCUCACUUUAUGCCACGACUAACCUUAAUGUUGGGAUGCUGUUAUGCAAUGUUUAUUCUGUUGAGACUAUUAAAAGCAUGUUUAUGUACCUAAGAGUCCCCCAGACCUCCUGUAAGGCGAGGCUCUAUUGCAGUGUCACAGGCUGUGGUGUCUGUAAGGAAAGAAUGCACAUAUGUUAGACGAUUAAAUGUAUAUUAUAAGGUCUGUGCUGAAAUGGUUUCUGUAGCCAUGAGAACAUCUUAAAACUAUGUAUAAAUGUACUGAGGAAAAUACAGCUUUGUAAUUGAAAUCAGAGCUCUUAGCUUGUUUCAUGGAACUAUACAACUUGUGGGUAACUCACAUGACCGAACAAACCAAAGUGCCUGUGGCAGAGGCUGGUGGUCUCCGCCCACCUCUCCCUUCCAGCAGGUUGUGAUUUUGUAUCCCUGUAUAACUUACACUUUGAACCGUGGGUUUACUUAUAGUGGAGUCUGUAGCUUCAUAGCACAUUUCAUGUCAUCCUAAGACUAUAGUCUGUCUUCUACAUGAUGGCAUUUCACUCUAAAGCCUCUUUAUACACCACUUACAAUGUUGGUAUAUAGGCUUAUUCGGGAAGCAUAUGAAUACAUUUAAAGACACAUAUGAACCUGUAUGCACACAGAACGUUUAACUCUGAUAUUUAUGGAAGAUAGGUAAUAAUGUUAAAUCUAGCUGCUUUUCCAUGCUAUUAGAGUUUUGAAGGUUUUUUAAAAUUAGACAUGCCAAAAGCCUUCUGUCAUAAUCUAUAAAGAAGUGCUCAUCGAAAUUAUGGCAGCCAGUAAUUUUUACCAACAUCCCCUGUGUGUCAUCUGCUCCAUGUGUAUUUUGCUUGAUGGAAUGCUUUAAGCACUGAGGCAGAGUGGACACAACUGAAGGUACAAGCCCAGAGGAAGCAGUGGGGUAGCACCGGGCCUGCCCCUGGCAGGGGAGUCAGGAGAGCCGCCUCAGGGGCUUGUCUGGAGGUGCUUGCCUCCAGUAGCCGUCUCCAUUCUCCUUAAAAGGAAGGAAGAAAAGAGGGUCAUUCUGUGGAACCAAAGUACCUCCCAGGCUCUUCCCACUCCAGGAUCCCAGUGACGUCAGACACUCAAGUUGUUCUCAAAAUGUUAAUUUUCAAUUUUAAUCAGUUUACCUAAGAAAAGGGAAUUUUAUCUUUUCUACCUUGAGCCAAGCCAGCGAAGGGAAAAUUAAUUAACUUAGUAAAUUUGAAGUGCAGCUGUCUUAGCUCGUACAUGUGGGUUCUUAUCCUGUGCCUUAAAGUAGGAAGGUGUUUCCAAGUUCAGAUUAAAAUAGAAGCAGCCAGUUGGGUGCAGUGGCUUAUGCCUAGCACUUUGAGAGGCCAAGGCAGGCGGAUCACCUAAGGUCAGGAGUUUGAGACCACCCUGGCUAACAUGGUGAAAUCAUGUCUCUACUAAAAAUACAAAAAUUAACUGGGCAUGGUGGUGAACACCUGUAAUCCCAGCUACUACUUGGGAGGUGAGGGGGGAGAAUUGCUUGAACCCAGGAGCAGAUGGCGCCAUUGCACUUCAGCCUGGGCGACAGAGCAAGACACAAUCUCAGUAAAUAAAUAUAUAAAUAAAUAAAAUAGAAGCAGCAGCUUUGUAGCUGUGUUUAUCCUGCACAGUAAGAAUUCCUUUUCGUCAGCCUUCCUUUUUCAGGCACCUAAGCCAAAUGCAGGCCUGUGUGUAGCUGUGUGUUUAUUCUGUGGUUGCCACAUUUAUUCCACCUCCAGCUGGACCCCCCACUGCAAAUAGAGAGCAACAGUGGGGGUGGGGGUUAAAACUUAGAGACUGUCCUUUCUGUUCAACUAAUUUCACAUGACAGUGCAUGUAUUUAUUCAAUAAAACUUUUAUGUUGGCUCA
Molecule: messenger RNA, 5773 nt
Organism: Callithrix jacchus (white-tufted-ear marmoset)
Lineage: Eukaryota; Metazoa; Chordata; Mammalia; Primates; Cebidae
Gene: ESYT2
Product: extended synaptotagmin 2
Biological process (GO): lipid transport
Cellular component (GO): endoplasmic reticulum membrane
Molecular function (GO): phosphatidylinositol binding; calcium-dependent phospholipid binding; phosphatidylethanolamine binding
Source: RefSeq, a predicted model, not a curated record